CGAAAUGGCACUCUAACCUCACUCUUUCCUCGGCACUCAUCCCACUGAGAUGAAACAUUACAUAUUCCUUCUCUUCCUCAUCCUCGGCGUGUCCAGGGCUGUUGGCAACCCUGCAGCGGGUCAACCCUGGCGCUGGCUGUCUCCCUCGGCCGCCCGCGCGCCCUGUCCCCGGCGCCCUCGGGAAAGCCCGGAGCGGAGGGCCGGCUGGCGCUCGGAUCGUGGGUGGCACCGAGGCCAAGCCGCACCAGUGGCCCCACAUGGUGGCACUCUUCAUUGAUGACGUUGUGUUCUGUGGCGGCUCCCUCCUCUCCGACCAGUGGGUGGUCACCGCUGCGCACUGCAUGGAUCGCUCCCUGUUCGUGGAGGUGGUGAUGGGCGCCCAUAACAUCCAGGAGGCGGAGCCAAGCCAGGUCACGAUGACGUCAGAGAACAUCAUUGUCCACGAGGAAUGGGACAGCCACACGCUCAAAAAUGACAUCGCCCUCAUUCGUUUGCCAGAACCGGUGACUUCGAAUGAAUACAUUUCCUUCGUGGGUCUUCCCGACGCUGAUUUACCCUACGGAACGCCGGUCACUGCCACGGGAUGGGGAUUCACUUCCGAUGGUUCAACAGGCAUUUCGGACGUGUUGAACCAAGUCACGAUGAACGUAAUCGAACGCGAUGUGUGCGACGCCAUCUAUGGGGAACAAGGAGAAGGAGUGCUAUGCGUGGAUGCCAGCGGAGGAGGAAUCUGCGACGGUGACUCCGGCGGGCCCUUGGUCCACGAAAAACGCCUUUACGGCAUCACCUCCUACGCCUCCGCCCUUGGAUGCUCGUCUGGCUGGCCCGAAGGAUUCACUCGCGUCCUGCACUACCUGGCCUGGAUUGAGGAACAUACGGGUCUUGCGCCGGGAAAUUUCGUUUGAGAAGUUGAUGAAAUUUCGUUUGAAAAGUUGAUGUUUUCCCAACUUUUUUCUUUCUUUCCUUUUUUCUUUUUUUUUGAAAGAGGGGGGGGGGUUAAGGGUGAUCUAGGAGUAUAUAAGAAUUUUAUUUUUAUUUGUUUAUUAAUGAUUAUCUCCUGACUUAAACUACUUGGUUUGAAACAAUUCCGUAUGAAAAGUUGUUUUGAGAGAUAAUAUGGGGGGGGGGGGGUGAUCUAGGAGUUUCUAUGAUUUUUUUUUGUUUGAUUGUUUGCUUGGGUUAUUUGCUGACCAGAGGGAUUCCUCGUCCUACACUGCAUGGCUUGGAACAUACUGGUCCUACGCAAGAAAAAUUCGACUGAAGGUAUAAUAUUCUCCGUCUCUUUUUGAGCGGGGACUGCGGCUCAUUUGUUUAGACAGCUAUUUGGUUAAAGUUGAUUCAUCUUUGUAAUUUUUGUCUUCAUUAUUAUCAUUAUAAGAGAUAUCAUUAUCGUUGUUAUUAUUAUAAUUACGUUUUUAUUUAUCUUUUGUUUCUAUUUUGGGGAGUUAUUGGGGAAUAAAAUGAAUUCAAAGAU
Penaeus chinensis is the source of this 1474-nucleotide messenger RNA. Its product is annotated as chymotrypsin BII-like. Gene Ontology annotation, biological process: proteolysis. The transcript has 7 exons. Bases 258 to 905 code for a protein of 215 amino acids. NCBI's taxonomy places the organism in Eukaryota, Metazoa, Arthropoda, Malacostraca, Decapoda, Penaeidae. The record is from RefSeq and is a predicted model, not a curated record. Gene Ontology annotation, molecular function: serine-type endopeptidase activity.